This is a messenger RNA of Cornus florida, 2583 nucleotides long. RefSeq names its product internal alternative NAD(P)H-ubiquinone oxidoreductase A1, mitochondrial-like. The coding region runs from base 335 to 1975 and encodes 546 amino acids. Lineage: Eukaryota; Viridiplantae; Streptophyta; Magnoliopsida; Cornales; Cornaceae. Gene Ontology annotation, molecular function: NADH dehydrogenase activity. The transcript is spliced from 10 exons. The record is from RefSeq and is a predicted model, not a curated record.
UAUAAUAUAUAGGGCAACAAGAUUCUUGAAGUUCGUGUAUCUGCUAUAAAUUAAUAAUUGUUCGCAGAAGAGAGAGGUCGUUCAUUCUUGCACAUCAAGUUUUAGUUUUUGUCCAUACUUUAGAAAAAGUGCUCCUCCUUAUAUCAUGGACAUGCGCAUCAUUCGAGCUUAGAACAAGCAAAUACUUUCACACAUAUACUUCAAAAUCAAAAGGGAUUGUGGUGCCGAGCCAUGACAAACGUGUGAAGCUUCUGCCAUUUGUCUUAUAAGUGCAGUGUCAAUUCAAAAGAUCAAACCAGCUGAAUUUGAGACCUCCACGAGGUACUCCGCGGAUAUGGCAUUGGCACGGAUAGCAAGGAGCGGCUUGAGGGGCUCAGGAGCCGCCAUUGGCAAGCGCACAAGUGAGAAGGACAUACUAUGUGAGGGAAUAUCCACACACAAGUAUUCUUUACCUUCUGUUGAAACUAAUACAGCAGUCCGAAGUUUUUCAUACCUCCCAAGUACCAAGAAGGUGGAUCAUAUGAUGAGCUCAGGGAGCAGGGGAAUCAGGAUAACCCCACAUUAUCAGUUUGCUCAGGCAGAGAGGAUCAUGGAGGUGUCUGAUUCAGAGCAUGAACAACCAAGAUAUCCUAGUCUGGAAGCUACCAAGCCAGGGCAAAAGCCGAGGGUGGUUGUCCUUGGCACUGGGUGGGCAGCUUGUAGAUUCCUCAAGGGGCUUGACACCAAAAUUUAUGAUAUUGUUUGCAUUUCGCCAAGGAAUCACAUGGUCUUCACUCCAUUGCUUGCUUCGACUUGUGUUGGAACCUUGGAAUUCCGCUCAGUAGCUGAGCCAGUUGGUCAGAUACAGUCUGCAUUAGCGAAAGAUCCCAAUUCCUACUUUUACCUGGCGUCUUGCACUGGUAUCAACACAGAGAAACACGAAGUGUACUGUGAAACAAUUGGCAAUGUGGGACUUCCUAAUGAUCCCUACAGAUUCAGAGUUGCAUAUGACAAGCUUGUCGUUGCUAUUGGAGCUGAGCCCUUGACAUUUGGUAUAAAGGGAGUUAAAGAACAUGCAUUUUUUCUUCGUGAAGUAAAUCAUGCCCAGGAAAUAAGGAAGAAGCUUCUGUUAAAUCUGAUGCUCUGUCAAAAUCCAGGUGUAUCAGAAGAAGAAAAGGAACGCCUGUUACACUGUGUUGUAAUUGGAGGUGGCCCUACUGGGGUAGAGUUUAGUGGUGAACUAAGUGAUUUUAUCAUGAGAGAUGUCCGUCAACGGUAUGCUCAUGUGAAAAAUUACAUCCGUGUCACACUCAUUGAGGCAAAUGAGAUAUUGUCAUCAUUUGAUGUUGGACUACGGCAAUAUGCCACAAAACACUUAACCAAGUGUGGUGUUCGCCUUGUUCGUGGUGUCGUGAAAGAGGUGCAUCCCAAAAAAAUAGUUCUCAGUGAUGGGAGUGAUGUUCCUUAUGGCCUCUUGGUCUGGUCUACUGGUGUUGGUCCCUCUGAGUUUGUAAAAUCAAUGGAUCUCCCCAAGUCCCAAGGUGGAAGGAUUGGAGUUGAUGAAUGGAUGCGAGUUCCUUCUGUGGAAGACGUGUUUGCACUUGGAGAUUGUGCUGGUUUUCUUGAUCAGACUGGAAGGCAGGUGCUUCCAGCAUUAGCUCAGGUUGCAGAAAGGGAAGGAAAAUUUCUUGUGCAGCUGUUUGACAAGAUUGGGAAGCAGAAUGGGGGCAAAGCUUUCUCGGCAAAGGACAUUCCAUUGGGAGAGCCUUUCUCCUACAAGCAUCUUGGAAGCAUGGCAUCAGUAGGGGGUUAUAAGGCACUGGUUGAUCUACGCCAGUCCAAGGACGCAAAGGGCAUCUCACAUGGGGGUUUCGUUAGUUGGCUGAUUUGGCGCUCUGCUUACCUAACACGUGUCCUCAGCUGGAGAAACAGGUUCUACGUGGCAGUCAACUGGGCUACUACACUGGUCUUCGGCAGAGAUAACACAAAUUUUUAGGCGGGUUUCCUACCGUGUGAGUACUAACACGUGUCCUCAGCUGGAGUAGUAUCAAAUUUUGCAUAUGUGGUUGAAGAGGAUUUUGAUUAAAAAAUAGAUAUAGCUCUGGGCAUAGAGUGAAAGUUUGAUAUUUGUCUGGAUUACGUUGGUAGCUUUGCAUUGGCUUCAAUUUUAGUUUAUCAAGUUUUACUGGAGAUUCAUUAAUUUACAGAUUAUGGGAGCUAGUUAGUUAGACACAAAUCAUCAUAUAUAAAUCACAUCUAAAUCAUUAAAUCGAAAAUGUUGUGUAUUCUAAAUUGUUUGUAGCAAUUGUCUUGUUUUCAUAAGUUCACAAAUAAAAUGACAAUGCCAGUGCGGUUCUGCAGCAGAAAAAACCCACAAAUCAAACCUAGCUACUUUAUGGCGGUGAUAAACACAUACUACAACCUCUCAAUAUGUAUAUAUGUGUGUGUUACAAGCUCUCAAUAUGUAUAUAUGUGUGUGUCUGAAAUACAAAAAAAGGGCCUCAGAUCUUGUAUGCAAGAGAGUCCUUGGUGACACGUACUCGUGAGCUUCCCAUAUUUAAGCAACAAGAACCAAAAGAAAAGAUGGAAGCAAAAGAAUGGGCC